AUGUUGCCCUUGCUCUCCAGGCGGCAGCGAGAAGCUAAGUCUGCCCGCCCCGUCAAUUCUUCAGAGCUCCCCGGCCAUGAGGGCGGCGGCGGCGGCGGCGGCGGCGGCACUGUAAGCACCAGCUCGCGGAGCCUGCCGAGCCAGCGGCUGCCCAAAUGCGCGCGCUGCAGGAACCACGGCGUGGUGUCCAGCCUCAAGGGCCACAAGCGGCUGUGCCGCUGGCGGGAGUGCGCGUGCACAGCGUGCUCGCUGGUGCUCGAGAGGCAGCGCGUGACGGCCGCGCAGGUGGCGUUGAGGAGGCACCAAGACCAGGUGGCCGGCCAGGUUAAGAAAGGCAUGAGGAGCAGUGAAUGUUCAGUUUCUGGCCACAGAUUAAACUUCCAUUGCAAGACCAAGCACACUGCCAGGUUGUUGGCUAGACACUCACCGGAAGCAAAUAAUCCACCCUCCCAGGAAACAGAACAUUGCCUUUCUAGCCUCAGUGCAAGAAUGAGGAAAAGAAGGGCAUUUGCAGACAAGGAGUUGGAAUCAAUAAUGCUUGAAAGGGAACUUCAACAAAGAACCUUUGAUGGAUUUGCUACCCAUCAGAGAAGACAGCUGCUGAGCAGAGAGCGUUUACCAGCCCUUGAGGAAAAUGUAUUCCAAAGUGGACAUGAUUACCUUAAUUACUUGACAUGCGUUAACUCUGGUAUGUUGAAUAUUUGUUUUCCUUUGCUCCAUUCAAACACCAGGGUUCUAGACUAUGGACCUUGCAUUUAUAAAAUCACAGACACUUCUCCUUUGAAUGUAGCUUUUAUCUCAGCAAGCCAAACUGAAGGUGGCACUUCACAGAAACGCACCUGUGAGGAGAACAUGAAUAAAUACCUAAAUGUGUACAGAGAAAAUAAUUGUGACUGGAAGGAGCAAGCUCUGUCCAAUGUCUUUUCCAGAGAUCUUCUCUUAAUUGAGAAUAAUUGGAGCCCCAAAAUAAUAAAACUCCAAGCAAAUAAAGAAUUAAGAGACAUGGCAGCCAGAUACUGUAUUUUGUGCAAUCAUCAUGCCAAACAAGAAAAUCAUUAUGUUCAUGAUAUAGGUCUUGAAGUCAAGGAGGAUGUAAGGCAUUUACCUCAAGAGUGUUGCUCAGAAAUAAACAAGCAGAUACUGUCUUUUUCAGUAGAAUCUUUAUUAAAAGUUUAAAUCUAUUAUGUAGCUUGGAUGGCCAGUAUUCUUAUGAAAUAUUAAUAAGAAAAUCUCCCUAAAAACUAAAUAUUCAUAUUGUAUGUAUAACUGUAACUCUUCUGCAAGUAAUUAACAUCAUUGACUCCUGUUCCAUUU
Messenger RNA from Lacerta agilis (Sand lizard), 1314 nucleotides. RefSeq lists its product as uncharacterized. Gene Ontology annotation, biological process: sex differentiation; regulation of transcription by RNA polymerase II. Lineage: Eukaryota; Metazoa; Chordata; Lepidosauria; Squamata; Lacertidae. The transcript is spliced from 3 exons. The record is from RefSeq and is a predicted model, not a curated record. Gene Ontology annotation, molecular function: DNA-binding transcription factor activity, RNA polymerase II-specific; RNA polymerase II cis-regulatory region sequence-specific DNA binding. Gene Ontology annotation, cellular component: nucleus. The coding region runs from base 1 to 1176 and encodes 391 amino acids.